Molecule: messenger RNA, 2759 nt
Organism: Cucurbita moschata (crookneck pumpkin)
Lineage: Eukaryota; Viridiplantae; Streptophyta; Magnoliopsida; Cucurbitales; Cucurbitaceae
Product: protein IMPAIRED IN BABA-INDUCED STERILITY 1-like
Exons: 10
Coding region: 373-2457 (694 amino acids)
Biological process (GO): positive regulation of transcription elongation by RNA polymerase II; protein phosphorylation
Cellular component (GO): nucleus; cyclin-dependent protein kinase holoenzyme complex
Molecular function (GO): RNA polymerase II CTD heptapeptide repeat kinase activity; cyclin-dependent protein serine/threonine kinase activity; ATP binding
Source: RefSeq, a predicted model, not a curated record
UUUUAUUUUAUUUAUUGAUUUAAGUUACGAUUGGAGGAGAAGAAGAAAUAGAUGGAAGGUAUUGAGUUUUUUCACCCAAAUUUCAUUGUUUACUGCUUAUGUUGGUGCAGUGGGUAUUUCACUUUCCGUUGAUCUCGCUGUGCUCAAUUGUGGAGCCGCGCUUUAAUGCCUUCUACUAUCCACCAUCUUCCGCAAUCGCCGCAUUAUGGAUCGAAAACACAGUGACUGAGAGACAGCGAAACGAACUGUUUUCCCACAGCCGAAGUAACCAAAGCCAAAUUUCACAUUCCGACUUCGUAACGUGGGUCCACUUAAACUGCUUCCUAAAAUCUGUAUUUCUCAUUAAUGGUUGUGAAGUUGCAGUGAUCCGCCAUGGGGUGUGUGAACUCGAAGCAGGCGGUGUCCGUGACGCCUGCAUUCGAUCACUCCGGCGCAUUUCGUGACAAUGAAUCAACGGCGGUGGGGAGCUCGGGUCGUAGCCGAUGUGGGUUGGGGGAGAUUGAGAGGAGUUCGAAGGCGAAGACCAAGAGGAAGUCGAAGGGGUCCAGUGAGUUCUAUGGGGUUGGGAGUGAGCUGGGUGAAUCGGGGAGGGCGAGUUCAAAUGGCGCAGGGAAUCAGACUUUGAGCUUCAGAUUGGGGAAUUUGAACAAGUAUAUUGAAAGUGAGCAAGUGGCGGCAGGGUGGCCGGCCUGGCUCAGCGCUGUCGCCGGUGAGGCCAUUCAAGGUUGGAUUCCUCUCCGGUCCGAUGCUUAUGAGAAGCUGGAAAAGAUUGGACAAGGUACGUAUAGCAGUGUAUUUCGAGCACGUGAACUAGAAACAGGAAGGAUUGUUGCUUUAAAGAAGGUUCGGUUCGACAAUUUUGAGCCUGAAAGUGUUAGAUUUAUGGCACGAGAGAUCAUGAUUCUCCGCAGGCUUGAUCACCCUAAUAUCAUCAAAUUGGAGGGCUUAAUUACGUCUCGUUUAUCAUGUAACAUUUACCUUGUGUUUGAGUACAUGGACCACGACAUUACUGGGCUCUUGUCCUCCCCUGAUAUCACUUUUAGUGAAUCACAGAUUAAAUGCUACAUGAAACAAUUGAUAUCCGGGCUUGAGCAUUGUCACUCACGCGGUGUAAUGCAUCGGGAUAUUAAAGGAUCUAAUCUCCUAGUCGAUAACGAAGGGGUAUUAAAGGUAGCUGAUUUUGGAUUGGCGAACUUCUAUAAUUCCGGGCACCAGCAACCUCUAACGAGUCGUGUUGUCACUCUGUGGUAUCGUCCUCCUGAACUUCUACUGGGUUCAACAGACUAUAAUGCAUCUGUGGAUCUUUGGAGUGUUGGCUGUGUUUUCGCCGAACUCCUUGUUGGGAAACCUAUUCUUCAGGGAAGAACAGAGGUCGAACAGCUACACAAGAUCUUCAAGCUUUGCGGCUCUCCUCCUGAUGAGUACUGGAAAAAGUCUAAACUUCCUCAUGGCACUUUGUUCAAGCCACAACAUCCAUAUAAUAAUUGCUUACGCCAGACAUUCAAAGAUUAUCCUUCGACGACUGUGAACCUGCUAGAAACGCUUCUUUCCGUGGAACCAUACAAGCGUGGAGUUGCCUCCUCUGCUCUUACAUCUGCGUAUUUCAGUACAAAACCGUAUGCAUGUGAUCCAUCAAGCUUGCCAAUUUAUCCACCUAGCAAAGAGAUUGAUGCAAAACAAAGAGAGGAGACGAAAAGGAAAAAACAUAGUGGAAGAGCCCGUGGACUAGAUAACAGAAGGUUAAUGCGAAAUCAUCAUGGAACCAAUAAAUUGGCACCAGCCGAGGACUCAUCAGUCUCAGCUCGAGCUUUGCAUACAAUUAGUAUUAAUGCACAAGAUCUAAAAGAAGAAAAGGUUACCAAAGCUGACCAGGCGCAAAAGCUGUCAAUUGAUAAACUGGAAGAGACUAUACAUGAAACGAAUGCAUCUCAAGGAGACAUUCCCUUCUCUGGCCCUCUACAAGUUUCGACAUCGAGUGGCUUUGCGUGGGCAAGACGACGAAGAGACGAUGCCUCUAUUCGAUGUUAUUCCAGAUCAAUUUCACGAGGAGAACUAAUUAAUGGGCUGGACCAUUCUGCUACAUCAAGAAGCAAUUUGGAGUCCAAGUUUCAUGAAAAGGUAGACAUGUUAUCCAUGAGCCGCUCAAGUUCCAAGGGUCCUGAAUCAAGUGAGAGAUCCAAGGUUGUGAUAAGGAAUCAGUGGGGCAAGUUUGAGCGUCCUGAUUCCUUUGAUACUUCGGAUGAGUACCACUCCCAGGACUUUGCAGUGGCACUUUCUUUGCGAGAUGAACUGGGAGCUAAGAGGAAUAAUCUGAGUUAUCAGGACCAAGUGGACAAAGUUGAAUAUUCUGGGCCCUUGUUAUCUCAAUCUAGCAGAGUGGAUGAACUGCUAGACAGACACGAGAGGCAUAUUCGACAGACAGUUCGAAGAUCAUGGUUUCAACGAGGUAAAAAUUGAUUGCCAAUCAGUUGGAAAAUUUUGGGAACUGGGCAUUCACCCAAUAAACUAUUGAUUGCUGAAGAUUUCACAGCAAUAAGUUCAUAACCAAGGAAGUUAGGACAUCGCUGUUCAACACAAACAACAGGUAUACACACGUCGGAAUGUCUUCAAGAAAGCCGAAACGUUUGGAUGAUCAAACUCGUCGAUUUCCUUCCAAACUGCCAUUUUUUUUUAUUAUUCUUUCCUCCAAUGUUGUAAUGUAUAGACUAGUACUGAUAUAUGAUGAGAAAGUAUUAUUAUAAAUGUUCCUGAUUCCUAAA